AUGGUGAAAAUAGUGACGGACGGGGAGUACGUGCCGUGGUACAGUAGGCGAGCGCCGCCCGUCUUCUGCUUCCCCUGCGUACCCGCUUACAUGGGUAUUUGGCCUGCCAGGUGAGACAAUUUGACAAUAGUCCACGAGAUCCCAAAUCACAACUGACGCUCUACUUGCAGAAAGUGCAUUCUGAUCAUCGGAACGCUUCUGUUCUUCUUCGGAGUCAUCAUCCUCCUCGCCAUGCUUCUCACUUGCAUCGCAGUCGAAUGUGCCGGAGUGUGAGACUUCCCUUCCCUCCCAUCCCAACCUUCCAGUUUCCUUCCAGUGCGUCCGCCCUCAUCCCCCUCGCUCUCAUCCUUCUCAUCGUCGGAAUCCUUCUGUUCCAUUGCGGAUACGCCGCCCAUCUUCUCGACAAUCACGGACAAAUCCCGAUCAAAAAGACGACGACGACGACGACGACGACCGUCCACGACCCGGAGUCGCACGAGGACGAGAUCCGACUUUUCGAGAAUGUCGAUAGACCGAAUGCACCGGCGGUGAGUUGAUUUGAUCAUUCGAGUGAUUUAGUUUGAGGUCCUAGUUGUUUGGUUUCAGGUGAAACAGGGAUUCUGGCAGUUCGACGAAGAUCAGUCGUGGCAAAAUGCUUCCAAUCCGUACCCAAUUCAGUGAGUUUUACAGGUUUUGCGCUCUAUUGCUCACGUGGCAGCCGCUCUUCCAUUCCGUAGCAUUUCUUGGCCAGCUGCCGUACAAAACCCACGAAAUUCAAAAAUCGCGCAAAUAUUUGAAUUUCAUCAAGAACCAAAGAAAACUACGAAAAAUAUUCAACAUUCGUCGGUGUUCUGAUCCAUUAAAACCUACUAAUUCUGGAAAAGUCGCUCUACCGCAAUACCACGUGAAAACGAGACCGCGACCGUGAUCUUUUCCAAUUUCACAUGAAGAGCGGUAGAGCGCGACUGCCAGAUUUCUGCGGCUACAAUACAACAACACAUUUUGAACCGUACAUUCUCGUUUUCUUCUUCUUCUUCUUCCCCAAACAGCGCCUACAACAUACAGAACACAAAAUAGAACAGCAUCACAAAACCAGCAGCUUCCCCGCGUUUCUAUCUAAUCAUUGGUUUCUUUUCAGAAAGACACUCAAAGUCUGUCUCGAGCGUCCACAAUACAUUUGA
This is a messenger RNA of Caenorhabditis sp. 36 PRJEB53466, 1160 nucleotides long. NCBI's taxonomy places the organism in Eukaryota, Metazoa, Nematoda, Chromadorea, Rhabditida, Rhabditidae. The record is from the annotation of a GenBank genome assembly.